This is a messenger RNA of Schizophyllum commune H4-8, 1143 nucleotides long. RefSeq lists its product as uncharacterized. The record is from RefSeq and is a predicted model, not a curated record. The transcript is spliced from 14 exons. Bases 258 to 965 code for a protein of 235 amino acids. Lineage: Eukaryota; Fungi; Basidiomycota; Agaricomycetes; Agaricales; Schizophyllaceae.
CCUGAUUGACGUGAGUGGGAACUGCGGGUGAGGUUCGGCUGAAGUCCUGGCUCGUUGCGGCCUCUGCACUCUCCGUCAUGCGGUCGUCUCUACUCGCUGAGCGUCUGGCCAUGACAGCCAUGCGCCGAACCCUGGUCAAGCUACUUUCCAGGCGGGCCGCCCCUAGCCUUUGAAUGGAGGAGGAGAUUCGUCGGAUAUGAGGAAGGUACAUAAAAACCUGCCCUCGACGGUGCUCUACGAUAAGUCCCCCGUCCACUAUGGUCCUACUUCAUUCCAUUCUCGCCGCGCUCUUCAUCCCCCUCGUUGCUGCCCACUACAAAUUCCCUGACCUGAUCGUCGAUGGCGUGCAGAGCGCCGAUUGGGAGUACGUCCGCCUCACCUGGAAUCACUACACUAGUGAGCCGGCCACAGACGUGACGGCCGAUGCGAUCCGCUGCUACGAGCUGGACGACACGAUCGCUGGUCAGACAGGGAUCGCGACGGUAUCCGCGGGAUCGAUCGUCGGCUUUCACGCAGACAACACCAUGGGCCAUCCCGGCUACUUCUCGGCGUACUUGACGCCUGCUGACCCCAGCGCCGACUCCAACGAAGCCGGGCUUGGUGAGACCUGGUUCAAGAUCUGGGAAUGGUCGCCGUCCUUUUCUCCCGACACUGGCCUUGUCUUCGACUCUGAGAAUAUCGUGGACUUCAACUUCACCAUUCCGAAGUCGGUUCCUAGCGGACAAUACCUUCUGAGGGGAGAGCAGAUUGCCCUGCACGCCGCUGGGACCGAGGGCGGAGCUCAGUUCUACAUCGCCUGCGCCCAGUUGAACAUCGAGAAUGGCGGGAACGGCACGCCAUCGCCCACCGUAUCUUUCCCGGGCGCCUACAGCCCUACGGAUCCGGGGAUCCUCAUCAACAUCUACGCCCUCCCUGAUGGGUACAGCGGCUAUGAAGCUCCUGGUCCUGCUGUCUGGAGCGGUUGAAUGGGGUGGGGUGGAAAGAUCCUGAGAUCAGCCUUCGCUUCAUUGCUGCUAUGUAUCAAUUGAAUUACCCCUAUAACGUCCACCACACCUGCUCUGUACACACCAAAAAUCCUUUGCUGUGAGGCAUCAGCGUUCAUUGUUCCAAAUCGGUAUGUCCACAGGACCUUUUCUGCGGAAA